AUUCAUUUCCAACAAGUUACCUGCUAAGCACUUUAUUGGAGUAUCGCAGGGGAGAUAUUUAUAAAUCGUUCAGUACCACAAAGUACAUGUCUGAAAAACAAACACAAACAGUAAAUACGAACGAAGACAAAAGGACCCGCACAAUUGGAACGCAGAUAAAACUAUGUAAAACCACUAAUAUAGCAGUACAAACAAAUCGCAAUGGAACUAGUGUGGAGGAUAAAAGAAUACGGACUCUUGAAACAAGAUUAAAAGAUUCCAUAAACAAAGGCACACAGACAAUACAAGCAAUAAAAAAUGACAAUGAAACCACAUCCGCUGAUAAAAACAUGAUAUACCUAAUUACAACAGAAAACAAUAAUCCCAACGGCUCACGGCAACUAUCCAACGCAACUUUAGAUUUGUCAGAAACACAGGUGACAAGGCAAUCAUGCAGCAACAUUGUAACUUACCAAGAAUCUACGGUUUUAAAUCAACCAGGCUAUUACCUUCAUUUCGUAAUAGCAUUGGCUUUUCUUCUGCUUUCGGUGUUUGCAUUCCGUCAAGCUGACUUUGACACGAGUGACAUACAUUCUAAGACGGAAGAGUUAAUUGAAAAGAUAAAACAAUUGUACAUCCAUCUUUCACGCAUUUUUAAGGAACAUUCCGCUUCAUCUGGGCGCAGCAAGAAUGUGAAUGAUUCAACUAGUGAAACCGAACGCGCUUUCUUCUGUUUACUUAUUGUACUACUUGGUUAUGGACUGUUUCUAUUUGUUGCAGUUCUGAUAACCCAGAAUCUGCCGUAUCGGCCAGUUGUCAGUGAGAGACGGUGGCUAAGGCAACAAAAGAGACGUCAGCGGCAUCAGUUUGAAAGAUAGUAAUAUAAAUUGAAAGACAAGUGCUAAUAUAAAUGGAGUCACUCAAUUUCGAUCUAGUAUUCAGGGGCCGAGUUGUCAAAGCCUGGGGCUUCACAAGUGGAUUUAUAUUUGAUUCAAAUAUGUUAUAUGCAUUUUUGUAUUUCCUUGCAUUGUUGUUUGUUUUCGCUGUUUUGUUUUUAAAGUGGCAUUUUAAAGUUAUUUUGUUAUAGUUUAUUUUUCAGAAUGUUUUCACGGUUUUAUUUCAUUUAACUUAAUGUAAUUUUUCAUACAUACCAAUAUUUAAUUUAGUUCAAGUCAGAAUUAAAUCAUAUACCUGUAUCUGCACAAUGUUUUGUUACGAAGUUUAUGAUGCUGCUAAAAUGAAAAAAAAAAUUCCGAGCAUUAUAAUAUUUUGCAGCUAUGAUAUCAAUAUUUAUUUCCGAUAAUUUCCAUUUUUCAAAAAAGCGGAACAAUUUUAGCCAAGUAAGUCGAUGAUAAUUGUUAGAUAGUGGUGACAGAAAAAGACAUACAUUCAAGGAGGUUACUUGCAAUCUCCAGUAAAUUGUAACAAAUGACUGGCAUUUCAAUAAGGCUUUCAAACUGCUUCCUGACAUAACUUUAUCGUUAUUCUAUUCAUUACCUGCUCUCAACGUAUUGAUCAUACAUUUUGUUUCUUUGUAUUUCUUCCCUUAAAUGUUUCUGUUGUUAUGUGUUGAUCUUUCUUUGUUGAAAUAAAUGUGUUUUUCAUA
Molecule: messenger RNA, 1585 nt
Organism: Mercenaria mercenaria
Lineage: Eukaryota; Metazoa; Mollusca; Bivalvia; Venerida; Veneridae
Exons: 2
Coding region: 87-857 (256 amino acids)
Source: RefSeq, a predicted model, not a curated record